Messenger RNA from Anastrepha obliqua, 879 nucleotides. RefSeq lists its product as uncharacterized. The coding region runs from base 107 to 769 and encodes 220 amino acids. The record is from RefSeq and is a predicted model, not a curated record. The transcript is spliced from 2 exons. Lineage: Eukaryota; Metazoa; Arthropoda; Insecta; Diptera; Tephritidae. Gene Ontology annotation, biological process: autophagy.
UUCAGAUAUUUAUACAAAUUUUUUACACUGCGUAAAUAGUUGUAGUUAUCACAUUCGUUUAAUUAAUAAACAGAAUUCUUAGACAAUUUAUUUAAAAGCAGAAGCUAUGGACUACGCUCCUUUAAAUUUGGCGCAUUUUCAUGAACGGCGGGCUAAUCGCUUUCUCCGGCGACAUCGAUAUGACGACGCUUACAAGGCUGUAGAAACUUCUUUAAUAUAUCUGCAAGAUGCAUUUAAAUCGGCAUUAAUGCCAAAAUCUGUGGAGUUGCUAAAUACGCAAAAAUGGGAAUAUCAGCGAAAAUUAUGCCAAAUACAAAUGCACAAACAACAACACGAGCGUUUGAAGCACAGGGAAAUUGUACCACUGGCUGCUCCGCCAGUUAUGUUAUUGAGAACUGAUAGCAAUCUUAACGCACAGUCAGUAGGCAAAUCCAUUGACAGAACAGUACGAGAAUUUGAUGUUAAACUUAACCUAUCACCAAUGAAGCACACGAACAGUAAAGAAGCUAACGAUUUAAGACCAAAUUCGAAUGCUAGUAUUGAAAGAGCAGCUUCCGCCAAGGCACAUAUGAAUGUUACGACUACGCCAAUUGCGCAGCCACAAAAUAUACGGGCUAGGAGUGCGGGGGACAAACCAGCUUUUUAUUUCAACGACAACGAUGAGAUACCAUCUUUAACACCGCUUGAGCUACCUUCUUUCGAAUACCAAUCCUUUACUGCUUCCACACCAGCAUUAACCGAUUUAACCGCGAAUUUACAUAAAAAAUAAAUUUGCCCUUUCGGUAUAACAAUUAGAUCUCUAACGUCAGCAGAAAAUUUAUUACCUGCAAUAGAUGUUUCAAAUACAUUAUAAAUAGUACAUACAUAAAUAUCAUAUAA